AUGGAACCAAUCAGAAGCCAAUCAACUACAAGUAAAUCAACUUCAAGUAAAUCACUGGCUUCUUUACUUAAUCCUUCUUCACCUUUACCACCUUCAAAUCAAAUCCAUCAUUCACGUCCAUCUAAACGUUUCAAAUCAAAUUCAAAUUCACAUUCAUCUUAUCAAUCUAAUUCCGAAAACAAUUCUCCAAAUCUAUCUCAUCAAAAGCUAUCAUUAUCUCAUUCAAGACCAUCUACUACUUCAACCGAUCUUAUCAAUCCACAUCGUAGUGUAUCACAUCCUAUCAUCUUAUCAAAUUCAACUACUAAUCCUUCUAUCAGACAAGAAUCAGAUUCAUCUGAUUAUAAUCAUUCGAUCCCUGAAUCUCAUCAAUCAUCUGAUCAUUCUAGACCUCCUUCCAUCACGCCUACUCUUUCGAAUCCUGAACCUCAAAAACCAAUCUCUUUAUCUACUAAUCAAUUCAUUCAAUCAGAUCAUCAUUCAAAUACCCAUCAAGAACUCCUUCCAGAACCUAUCAAACCUAUUCCACCUAAUCUCUCCAUGAAUCUAGAACCAUCUAAUCCGUUACAAGGAUUAGAAGAAUCGAUCUUUGGUAUCGGAGCAUAUGAUGAUUUUGUAGCAUCCAUCGGACGGUUUAUAUGGAAACAUGCUAAACCAUACUGUGAAAGGAACGAAGGACAUUUAAUAGAAGUAGAAGCUAAACUAGGCACGAUCAAACCCAAGCAUGGAACUGUAGACGAACGAAUGUAUUUCCCAGUAGAAAACGAAUCAGCUUUAAUUAAUUUAGAGUCUAAUCGAUUUGAAACUAACAUGACCGAAUCACAACAUCGAUCGUUUAAUGAAUUAUUAAAUCUUAGAGUUAUGGAAACUAAUGAAGCUCAUUAUUUGGGAUCUAAGAUUAAGUAUUCACAUUCGAAAGAUAUUGAUGAGUUUUAUGAUCAUCAGAUUAGAGUGACUAAAUCACAAGGGAAUGGAGAAAUUAAAGAAUCGAUUGUUAAGUUGAAAUUAGGUUCAUUGGAUAUCACUUGUCCUUCUAGAUUGUUUGAUUUUAGAGUAUCGGUGAAUCUUGAAAGACCUGCUCCUUUACCACCACCUGAUGCUUUACCACAUUAUCGUCGAAUCAAAGAUAGAUUAUCAUACGAACAUCAAAUUUGUCAAAUCGAUUUAACUCAAGUCAAAACAGAUGAUCCCAACGUUAAAGUUCAACAUGAAUUAGAAGUCGAAAUUAAAGACAUUCAAACUUUAUUAAACUUGGGAUUCCAAUGGAACGAAGGUACAGGUGAUCCAUCUUACUUGAUUUAUUUAAAGGUUUGGUUAAAUAAUGUUAGAUUAUUGAUUCGAAAUUCGAUUGAACCUUGAGGAAGAAGGAAAACAAAAAUCUUAUAUAACAAAUUGGAUGAUCUCUUUGAGUAUAUAUAUAUAUAUAUAUUUAAUGGUUUUUAUUGUAUCAUGGGUUUCUUUUUUUUUCUUCGUUUUAUAUAUUGUGAGGGGUUUUUGGGAUUCGAAGUUGUUGUUUUUCUUGGUCUUUAGAUUUUUUUUGGUUUUUUCAUUUUGUUGUCAUUGAUUUAUUUUCAUUUAUUAGACUCUUUCUUUUUUUUUGGAAUUCUUAUUUACGAUUUUUUUUGAAA
Melampsora larici-populina 98AG31 is the source of this 1628-nucleotide messenger RNA. RefSeq lists its product as uncharacterized. Gene Ontology annotation, biological process: polynucleotide 5' dephosphorylation; 7-methylguanosine mRNA capping. Gene Ontology annotation, cellular component: mRNA capping enzyme complex. Lineage: Eukaryota; Fungi; Basidiomycota; Pucciniomycetes; Pucciniales; Melampsoraceae. Gene Ontology annotation, molecular function: polynucleotide 5'-phosphatase activity. The record is from RefSeq and is a predicted model, not a curated record. Bases 1 to 1359 code for a protein of 452 amino acids. The transcript has 3 exons.